CCAGACAGGCAGGCAGGAGACCUGCCCCUCCUCCUACAGCAUCAGCAGCAGCGAUGAUUCAACGCGUCCGCUGUCGACUCCUUUUUGGAUUCACGGCUCAGCAGCUGAGGUCUGCAGUCCCUGAGUGAAGAGCUGAGAGAAGAGCUGGUUUGCUUUCGCAGCAGGAGUUCUUCACCGCUUCACAGCUUCCAUCGAGGGCGCAGUCUGCUCUAGUUUGAGGCGUUUUGCCCCUCUGUCGGUGUUCAGCCAACAGCUCACCUGCAGAGACUCCUGACAAUGCCUCGCUCCCGGGCGGAGCUCCCCCGGUUGACCGGCCUCCUCGUUCUCCUUUUUCUUCUACCUGUUUUCCCGUUUUCCUCAUCAUCCUCCUCCUCCUCCUCUCACCCUCAGUGGGUCCUCCAGCGUAUCCCUGUGGUCAUCCCCCAGCACACGGAGGCUCGGCCGGCCCCUCAUUUUCUGUCUCAGGCCCGCUUGGAUGUCACCUCAACCUGUGACCCCGAAUGCCACAAGAAGGCCCCUCAUCCAAGCUACUGGGACCUGCGGAGUCUCCUGGCAUAUGAGACUCUCCACUCUAAUGGUCGGCUCACUGAGACUGCCAUUAGGAUCUAUGGCUACAACCCCAACUCUAACACGACCCCAGCCUACUUAACUGGGUCCUCAGGCAAGGCUGAGAGGUCACAUGUCAGAAGAAAGCGCCAGAUCUUUGGCCACGAUGGGCGAUUUAGUAUUGCUGGGCAGGACUUCUUGCUUAAAUAUCCAUUCUCAGUGGCUGUCAAACUGUCCACUGGGUGUUCUGGUACACUGGUGGGAGACCGUCAUGUUCUCACAGCUGCUCAUUGUGUUCACGAUGGUAAAAACUAUGUGAAAGGAGCUCAGAGGCUCCGGGUUGGCUUUUUAAAACCUAAGCAACGAGACACACAACAGUCUUCCUUCCACCUUCUCUCCAACUUCACCAACCAUGUUGAAGGAGGUCCGAGUCCCUACGCACCACCUACCAGUGACAUAAUGAAGUUCCAGUGGAUCAGAGCCAAGCGCACCCAUGUUCCCAAAGGCUGGAUAAAAGGGAAUGCUAAUGACAUAGGAAUGGACUAUGACUAUGCUUUGCUUGAACUCAAGAAACCCCACAAACGGCGCCACAUGAAGCUGGGAGUCAGCCCCCCCGCUCAGGGACUGCCUGGUCGCCGAGUCCACUUCUCAGGAUUCGAUAACGACCGGCCAGGACAGCUGGUGUAUCGGUUCUGUCGUGCCGGCGAGGAGACUUCAGACCUGUUGUACCAGCACUGCGACGCUCAACCCGGGGCUAGCGGCUCGGGAGUCUACGCGCGGAUGUGGGAUGGUCGGCGCCGACGCUGGGAGCGGAAGGUGAUAGGUGUGUUUUCUGGGCAUCAGUGGGUGGAGCGACAAGGUGCGUCCCAGGAAUUUAAUGUAGCGGUGAGAAUCACGCCUCUGAAAUAUGCUCAGAUCUGCUACUGGAUAAAAGGAAACUUCAUGGACUGUAGGGAGGGGUGAAAACAAAAACAUGAGGACCACACAAGGGGUGUAAAACCACAGCCACAAAUCCCUUUGGCAUAACAGGAGCCACACUUUUCAACCCCACUGCACUGAUAUGUUAACAUAAAUAUGCCAAUAUCUACACGCCGACGAGACUCAGAUCCAGUAAUGACAUGACAAAUGGGCCACUUUAAUUUGUGCCUUUGCUUAGUUUUUGAUAUCAAGAAAGUCUUUUUCUCCCUUUUAGAACAUUUAUCAGGAUAACCAAGUUUUAUUUGGACUCAUUUAAUCUGAAACAUGGACUGAUGGGGUGGGACCAGAGAAACUGUUUAUCUAGACACUGCAGCAUUUUAACUGAGCUAAUACUAAAGAUUGCACUGUUUUCUCUACUGAAAUUUAUAUUUGUGAAUGAAUGUACAAGUCAGCUACCAAAGUUGCCAACUGUUUCCUUCCAAACCUCUCAGUGGAAACAGUAGUUAUCUACAAGCAUAGCACGCUUUAUUUACAGUGGGAGGCGUGGUGGAAGCGUUUUGCAGGGGUUGAUAUUUCAGGACUUUUGCAAGUCUGCAGAUUACUUGGUAAAUGAAGCAGUUUGUGGAGUGUUGUUUCUUAUUGCCAAGCGCCAUCUGCUGACCACAUAAGAACACUGCAGGUGUCCACAUGAACAUGAUGGCAUCCCAAGUUAGUGUAGGCCUACAUAAGCACUUUUUACCUAUUUGUGACGUUUCUGAAGAAACCAGAAAUCUGUCAGAUUUAAUGAAAUAUAUGCUUUGAAAUAAGGCAAGUGUCUUCUAUUUUUAUCCCAGUCCGCUCACAAGACAAAUUAAAACAAACACAACGUUGGUUCGACAAGUUGUUUUUAUUUCCAAUUUCAAAAUAAAAUAAAAAAAAUUUCAAAAAAAAAAAUUUCAAAAAAAAAAAAAAAAUCAGAAAUGCUGUGGGGAACCUGAACACUGUAAAAAGCCGAAAUAUGAGGACCAGCUCCUUUGACUUCUCCAGCACUGACAUACUCAACGGGUUCAUCACUGACUCUGAAUGUGGAAACGUGGAUAUGUGGAUGUGUCAUGUUUUUUUAAAACCAUUUGAAGUAAAUGAGCAACAAGUUGACUAAAGUCGAGAGGGUAGAGCAGUAAUAAAUUUAGAAUCUAUUCAUAUCUCAAUUCUUCAGCUUUUAUUCAAAGCAGACUCUCCACAGAAGCGGGAGUUACAGAGUUAAAUUGUGUCAUUUCAGAAUUACCCUGGGCAAAUUAAAAGAUGAGAGCCAUUCAAAACUCAUUUCAGCAAUGGCGCUCAACUGAAGGCAACAGCACGGAGAAAGAAAGAAAAAAAAAAAAAUACCGAUUCACAUCAACAGCACAAUUCAGCUGCAAGACUUUGCUACAUUCAAGUGUAAAGUGACCACAAAGUAUAAGCACCAAAGAAAGGGGAGACGUUUGCAGACAAACUAGAACAUGUAUGACAUGUGAAUUAGAGGAUCUGUCAAACCUGUGUGCUCCACAUGUACACUGGUUCAUCUCAAAGGUAGCAAUGUG
Messenger RNA from Haplochromis burtoni (Burton's mouthbrooder), 3023 nucleotides. Its product is annotated as serine protease 23. Lineage: Eukaryota; Metazoa; Chordata; Actinopteri; Cichliformes; Cichlidae. The transcript is spliced from 2 exons. The record is from RefSeq and is a predicted model, not a curated record. Gene Ontology annotation, molecular function: serine-type endopeptidase activity. The coding region runs from base 277 to 1509 and encodes 410 amino acids. Gene Ontology annotation, biological process: proteolysis.